Colletotrichum orchidophilum is the source of this 696-nucleotide messenger RNA. RefSeq names its product lipocalin-like domain-containing protein. The record is from RefSeq and is a predicted model, not a curated record. The coding region runs from base 1 to 696 and encodes 231 amino acids. Lineage: Eukaryota; Fungi; Ascomycota; Sordariomycetes; Glomerellales; Glomerellaceae. The transcript is spliced from 3 exons.
AUGAUGAGACCAUCUACUCUCUCCACCAUCCUCUCCUGCGCGUCCGUCGCAUCCGCCGUCGCCGUCACCAACGACACCUCGACCUCGCCGAGCAUCCCCAACGUCGUCCAGUCCACCUGGGACGGACAAUGCUUCUACCCCACGCCCGACGCCGCCUUUGACCUCGAGUCCUACCUCGGCCGUUGGUACCAGGUCGCCGGCACCGUUGCGCCCUUCACUGCCGGCUGCAAGUGCAUCUUUGCACAAUACUCCUUGAACGUGCGCGCUCCCUCUCUUAUCCUGGAUGCCUUACCCCACUCCCCUCACCUCAGGACUGACCGGCUAAUGAUGGUUGGUGACACUCAGGACAAUGGCACCGUCAAGGUGAACAACACCUGCGAGGCCGGGGGCCGCGCCAUCAACAUCCUGGGCACCGCCGCGCCGGCCGAACCGUCGUACGGGGCCAAGGGUGUUCUUCGCGUCCAGUUCCCCGGCCAGCCCGGGCCCGACUGCGCCGGUCCCAAUUACAUUGUUCAGGACUACACCCCAGACUUUGCGCUCGUGCAAGCCAGCAACUUUACGACGCUAUUUGUGCUCAGUCGCCGGCGGAAUCCGGAAGAUGCGGUUCUAAACGCAUGGAUCGCACGCGCAGGCCAGCUCGGCUCGAACCUCGAGGACGUUGUCAAGACGGAUCAGACCGGUUGCCAGUUCACUUGA